Messenger RNA from Chelonus insularis, 1665 nucleotides. It is a transcript of the gene sll, whose product is annotated as slalom. The transcript has 8 exons. The record is from RefSeq and is a predicted model, not a curated record. Lineage: Eukaryota; Metazoa; Arthropoda; Insecta; Hymenoptera; Braconidae. Gene Ontology annotation, cellular component: Golgi membrane; endoplasmic reticulum membrane. Gene Ontology annotation, biological process: transmembrane transport. The coding region runs from base 255 to 1595 and encodes 446 amino acids. Gene Ontology annotation, molecular function: 3'-phosphoadenosine 5'-phosphosulfate transmembrane transporter activity.
GCUUGAUUAUGACAAGUAAUCAAGCCUUGAUGUCUUGAACUGUCAUAUCAAUUUUAUAUUUAGUUAUGGAAUAUAUUAUAAAAUUUUUUAUGACGUGUAAACAAAUUAGAAUAAUUAAAAUUAUAGCAUAAAUAAUUUUUCUAAUAAUGUCAAUGUGUAAAAUAAAGCAUCAACAUUUUACAUAAUCUUAACCUAUCAUUUAUGAUAGCUUCUGUAUGCAUAAAGUUGUUAAAAGUAAUUUAUAAUUAUAAACAAUGGGGGGGAAUCACAUUGGAAGUAUUAUCAUAUGUGUUCUAGUGUUGUUCACUUUUGGAGUAAUCUAUGUGACGACGAAAAUAGUGAAGUCUUUUGUAGAUAAUCAAGGAGAUAUAUUAAAUUCUCCGGUAUCAUAUAGUUGGACCAUGAGGUUAAGUCUUAAUUUAUUAGGUUAUUCCACUAUUUUACUACCUGGAUACAUAGUUUAUAAAUAUGUAAGAUACAGCAAGUACCUGCAACGAGCUGGAACCGGAAUCAUCCCAAAAAUAGUCCAAAAAUGUUUUGUAGGAAGUGGAGAAUCGGGAAUACUUGAUUCUUCUACUUAUGUUCUCCAACCAACUAACAGUCAUAUACAACGUACAUUUUCUCAUGAUGCCAUUCUACUUGCUUAUUGUUUUAUUGGGUUACAAGUUAGCUAUUUAACAUGGGGAUAUUUGCAAGAAAAAAUUAUGACACAGGAAUAUGAAAAUGACGCUGGUGAGAAAGAACAUUUCAAAGACUCACAAUUCUUAGUAUUUGUAAAUAGAAUUCUUGCAUUCACCAUAUCAGGACUGUACUUACUUGUAACAAAGCAACCUCAACAUACUACUCCAAUGUACAAAUAUGCAUUCUGCUCUUUAUCAAAUAUUAUGAGCAGCUGGUGUCAAUAUGAGGCUCUUAAAUAUGUUAGUUUUCCUACUCAGGUUUUAGCCAAGGCCUCGAGAAUAAUUCCUGUAAUGAUAAUGGGUAAAAUUGUGUCACGGAAUUCGUAUGAGUACUAUGAAUAUAUUACAGCCCUAUUAAUAUCAAUUGGUAUGACAUUAUUUAUGUUAGGCAGUACAGAACGUGAGAAUGACAGUGCUACAACAAUUUCUGGAGUAUUGAUUCUUAUCGGAUAUAUGAUAUCAGACAGUUUUACUAGCAAUUGGCAGAAUGCUCUCUUCACAGAGUAUGGAGUAACUAGUAUUCAAAUGAUGUGUGCAGUUAACAUGUUCUCAUGUUUAUUGACAGCAACAUCGUUAUCUCAACAAUCUGGUUUCACACAUUCGCUAUACUUUAUAAUGAAGUAUCCUUCCUUCAUAGUAGAUUUAUUUCUUAUUUCUAUUUUUUCCGCGAGCGGACAACUAUUUAUUUUCUACACCAUAUCUAAGUUUGGUGCUGUUACAUUCAUUAUAAUAAUGACGAUCAGACAGGGAUUGGCCAUUCUCUUGUCAUGUGUAAUAUACAAACAUAAAAUUACCAUUUUUGGAGUAAUAGGAAUAUUUGUUGUGUUUGGAUCGAUAUUUUUACGAAUUUAUUGCAAUAAUAGACUUCGAGCAAUUAGAAGACGACGAGCAGAGAGCGCAGCUAUAAAAGAUUAGUUAAUUAAUAUUUAUAUUAAUAUUAUUACAAUACAGUAACUAUUUUUUUUAACUUCAUCUUUUUUUGUAA